AUCUCAGGAUGGAUUGGAGGAGGGAGGAGUCGCAGCAGUAUCCACGUAGGCGUGUUAACUGUCACAAGCUGUUAUGAGGUGCGAAACAAACAGGUAGUCGGGUGCAGACAAGCGACGGCGAAACAUGAUCUUCAAAAUCAGUGGCUUUGGAGCGCUUUUCAUGGUAAAUGUGCUGGUUGGUGUGCUUAGCGAGCAAGUACGACAAGUCACGCAGCCCGGCAUUCAUACGGAAGGGCCCGUAUGGGAUCACGCGAACGACGGGCUCUACUUUGUCGAUAUCGCAGCAGACCGCCUGGAGUACUACGACCCAAAGACUGGUGUUGUUCACAAAGUCACGCUCGACGGCCCUGUGAGCCCAGUGCUCGUGCUUCCUGGGGGAAAUUUGGCUGUUGGAGUCGGGCGGCAGUUACGGCUCAUGGACUGGGCUGCCUACAACUUCAGCUCCAUAAUUCCUCAGAUCACGCCGCCCGUUGUACUCACAACCGUCGAAGACGACAAGCCGGGUAACCGUUUCAAUGAUGGAAACAUUGACAGCGUAGGGCGGAUUUGGAUAGGCACCAUGGGCCCAGAACCAGUGGUGGGACAGGUGACUCCUGACCAGGGCUCUCUGUACCGUAUUACGCUACAAAGUCCCUCGCGACACGUUAGCUCGCUUCCGCGACAGGAACAUGCCGUUGAGGUCAAGACUGUCCUGUCACCAGUGAGCAUCUCCAACGGCCUAGUCUGGAAUCACGAGGAGACGCUAAUGUACUACAUUGACACUCCGACGCGCCGCGUUGAUGUGUUCGACUUCAAUCUUGCUCAAGGCACUCUUGGGACCCGCAGAACUGCUUUUGAUUUUGCAGCUCAUAAUGUUACCGGCAACCCUGAUGGUAUGACUAUUGACUCAGACGGAAACAUUUGGGUUGCGUGCUUUGGAGGCAGUCAGAUUGUUCAGGCGGACCCGCGGAGGAAUGCUUUGCUGCGCAGUGUCGCCAUACCCGCCAGCCAAGUAACCUCGGUAGAGUUCGGAGGCCCCUAUGUGGAUGGUGGCGACACUUUGUACGUGACCUCCAUGAGAAAGGGUCUGAGCGAAGAAGAGCUAGUUCGAGAGCCGCUGGCCGGGUCCGUAUUUGCUGUCACUGGACUCGGCACCUGCGGCCAGCGUAGCGCCAGCUGCCGAACAUAGGCCAACUCAAGGACAGAUAUCCCUCCUCACUUCUCCAUGGAUACAGAAUUGUGGCAAGAAAGCGAGGAAUUUAAACAGGCAGUCGAUUGACGAAGUCAAGAACUGUUGUGCUGAGCAAGUUGCACUUGUGGUACAGGAGUACAUCAAGAUCUUGAGGUCUGACAAAAAAAAAAGCAACACCCCUACGGUGAAAAAAUCCUAAAAGUGGUAUUCUAAUGUUAACAAAUUUACAAAUGAAGGCCACGUGUAAAAAUUGUAGUUUGUUAAAAGUCUUUACCCAACACUUGUUAAAAUCAACUUGACUUAAUACCAUUUAUCAUCUACUCCUAAAGAGGUUCAGUUGCCUACGGCACACAGAUAGAUGUCCUAAUUGACGUCAUAAAUGGAUUCCAUGCCAGGGCUUCAUAACUUAUAACGCCAACGAGUGUCAAUUACUCAACGUAACAAAAUACGUGUCAGAUUUAAAGUUUUAGCUGACACAGGACUAAGACUAGAAAGUUCGGGCGAAAACCAGCUAUCUAGAGUUUAAAAUCUAGAUGCCAAUUAAAUCCAAAAAUCUCCCUCCAAAGCAAUUAAAGUUAGUUCUUUGCGGUUCUUUUGAGGUUAAGUAUGUCUAUAGUGGGACGUAACUGUGUGAGCAAGAAAAAAAAUUUCAUAACUUUUAAAUUCUUUAACUCCCAAAAACCUUAAAGUCAGUCGGCCCUGUUCCUUGCUCGAUCACCCAGAGAACCAUUCAGUUGAUGAAACUAUAUCAGGGUUGUAAGAAACAAAAUUUAGUUCCUAAAACCGGCUAAAAUUUAGUAAUCCUAUUUGUAACUAAAUAUGGUCGCAUCAAUCAAAUGAAAACAGCUUGACUAAAUUAUUUCAUCGCCACAGAUAAAUUUUGGUCCUCAGAGCUAAAAUUUCGUCGGUUCUCUGGACUAAACGGUCUUCUGGGUAGAGUUACUCUGAAGAGAACACUAGCCUUGGGCCGAGACUUUGUUUUUGAGCUGCACCAAAGGUUCUGGUUUAUUUCGGAUAAAUUUGAAACACAAAUUCGACAGGAUUGUAUAUAGACAGCAGAUCAAUGAAACAGAUAAAUUUGUGACAGAUGAAGGAAGUAACAUUAAAAUUACGUAGAAUUAUAUUAAGCGUCAUUGUUGCCUGUACCAUAUGACUUGUUGACGGGGAAAUCACUUUGGUUCAAAGAGUACGGGUUAUUUCGUGGCAUUUUUCCUGCCAUUUCGGUAUUCAGUUAUUCCGGAUUAUAUCGGUGUAUUUUGCGUUAUUUCACAGUAAUCAGGGGGUAAUUCGGGACAAUUUUACCAUCUAUUUCCAGUCUAUUUCGGAGUUAUUUCGCUCUAUUUCAGGUCUACUUCGCUCUGUUUCGCCUUUACUUCUAACUAUUUCGGCGGAAGGUGUACGAACUAUUUCGCAAGUGGUUUCCCCCCGUGACUUGUUAGCUUUGGUGGAGAAGGGGCCAUUCACGCUUGUCUAUUGUGAUUUCGUAGCUCGCGCUCUGGACCGUGCAUCAGAAGCCGGAUGAUGAGCUAGUGAUGAGUGAGUUGAAGCCAGCCAUCGAACGAAACAGGAAAGCAAAAGGGCGAAUUGGCAAGCACUGAGUCUGGUUUUGAGAUUCUUUUAACUAGGGCUCUUAUUUGUACCCGGGUACCCGGAAAACCCGCUUACCCGGGCACCCGGGUAGGAACCGUGUCGACGGGUUUUCGCGGGUACUCGGCGUAUUACCCGGCUGCCCCGCGCCUAUAGCUAGGCAAUUUACAAACGAGCAUGCCAAAUAGCCUACUUGCAGGCGCGGUUCCACCGGGUUUACCCGGGUACCCGGGAAAACCCGUUGACCCGGUUCCUACCCGGGUUGCCCGGGUACCCACGGGUCGGGUUUUUAAGAGCCUUACUUUUAACACAAAACCAUGCGAUAACCGGUGUUUUGCGAUUCCCAUGCUAAAGGGCAUGAUAACCCCCAAAAUGUGAUAAAAGUGUUACAUUAUUGUGAUAAAAUAAUCACAAAAAUUACAUAAGAACUUUUUAUUACAGUUUUUGUGAUGAUUUUAUCACAAAAAUGUGAUACUUUUACGAGGGGGCCUCUACUCCGACAAUCUGGUGUACCCUCACCCCGGCAAUCUACGAUAAUCUUCGGCAAUCUCUAGGUAAUAGGCUGCAAAAGCCAAUUUUUUUUUUUGCCUACAUUCGAGGUGACAUUAGUGCGUUUUGCCUAGUUACAAGCUAAAUAUUCGUCAAGCAAUCUGGCAAUCUUGGCAAUCUGGUGUGCACCCUACAAGAGAGUUGAGCCCCUCGUACCUUUAUCACAUUUUAGGGGGUUAUCAUGACUUUUGGCGUCGGAAUCGCAAAACACCAGUUAUCGCAAAAAUUCCGUAAAAGUAUCACAAAACGAAUUUUAGUGUGGACAAGAUACCUCGUUCUGUAGAGUUAGGCUGCCCAGAAACACAACAAAAUAUUCCAAUCAAUAAAUCUCUUCCAACAUCAGAUAAGAUAAUUUUUUAAGUGUAGGCGAGGAAGGGCGCGGGCCAAGUUCUCGAGGGCAUGGGGCCACGUAGGCGCAGAUGCGCGAGUGCGCAGAAGAGGGAAGAGGUCAUAGGCAUACAACCCAUAUCUCAAUAAAAAUAAAAAAACAGGCCUGCCGGCCGGUAACGAGACAGUCCACCUCCAAAAGCAAAUUCAACUGUCUCAAUGUGCACUUAAUCGCCUUCCCCGUGAUUCCUUUCCUUUUUUUCGGUGUUUUGGAAUUCAACUCAAAAUCAGUACUUGCUAAAUGUGUCGUAAGGGAAUACCCACUGAACAGCCACUUUGCGCGAUUUGCUACCGCAUGUCAGUUCCCGAAGGAAAUAAAAUAAGAGGCACCUUACUUUUGGCAGAUUUUUUUAGCUCUACAUCAUUCGAUAUUUUCUGUACAAGUCAAUCUCCCCACACCGACACCAUCAUGAUAUAUGCUCAGAUGGGCACCGUGUAAUUUUUUUUUAGCAUGUGAAUACUGUUAGAAAUACAUGAUAUUUCUACUGUCCGAAUAAAUCCUGUGUCACAAUAUA
Messenger RNA from Frankliniella occidentalis (western flower thrips), 4209 nucleotides. Its product is annotated as regucalcin-like. The transcript has 8 exons. Bases 125 to 1168 code for a protein of 347 amino acids. Gene Ontology annotation, biological process: L-ascorbic acid biosynthetic process. Lineage: Eukaryota; Metazoa; Arthropoda; Insecta; Thysanoptera; Thripidae. Gene Ontology annotation, molecular function: calcium ion binding; gluconolactonase activity. The record is from RefSeq and is a predicted model, not a curated record.